AUGGUGUAUCCCAUCACCAGCUGCAGGUCAUGGCUACCCAUCGGCUCCCCAGCCACGACCCCAGCGCUUCAGGUGGAAGGCAUCUUUGCCCAUCCCGUGCUGGCGCUGCGGACCCUUCGGGAGGUGAAGUUGUUGGCUCAUCUCCAGCAUCCCAACAUCCUCUGCUUGCACGAGCUGUACUUGGAUGGACCCAGCUUCAAGGAUGCCUAUUUGUGCUUGGAGAGGAUGGAUGGAGACCUCCAUUUGUUGAUCCAUGGCACCAAGAACUACCUCAGUGAUCACCAGGUACAAUGUGUGUUGUACCAGAUGCUGAGAGGGCUCCUGUGUUUGCGAUGUGCAAAGGUGAUCCACAGGGAUUUGAAGCCCGGCAAUGUCCUGGUACGAUCUGGCGGAGAGGUGAAGAUUGGAGACCUGGGCUUAGCUCGUGGCAUUGACUCCGAUGAGGAUGGACAUGAUGAGCUGAUGCUGACGGAAUAUGUGGUGACCCGAUACUACCGGGCGCCAGAGGUGGUUCUCACAGCUUCCAAGUACACCUAUGCAGUGGACAUGUGGUCCACUGGCUGCAUCCUUGGGGAGAUGCUCACGCGCAGGCCCAUCUUUGAGGGCAAAGAUUCCCUGGACCAAGUGAAGAAAAUCAUCGGGGUGCUCGGCUGCCAAGCUCACGAGGACUUGGCCUGGAUUCCGGCCUCAAGUUCGGCGCAGAAGUUUGUGCAGAUGUGCAACAAGUCUGUGCCUCCGACAGAUCAGGGCCUCCUGAAUCUGACGAAGCGGCGAUCUGGCCCUCCAACCAAUCCCUUGGCAGUGGACAUGCUGGUGCAGAUGUUGCGCUUCGAUCCAUCAAGGCGGGUUGGCGUGGAGGAUGCACUGGAGCAUCGCUUCUUGAAACAAUUUGUGCCCGCGGAGGAUGCCGAGGUGGCAUCAGCCAGGAAUACUCCUUCAAUGGAUUGGACUUUCGAUGCAUCUCUUUGCUUUGACCGGACUUCGGGUCGACCAAAGCCGUUUCAGGUGGACGAAUUUCGUCGAACCUUUGUUGAAGCUGGAAUCUGA
Cladocopium goreaui is the source of this 1047-nucleotide messenger RNA. The record is from the annotation of a GenBank genome assembly. NCBI's taxonomy places the organism in Eukaryota, Dinophyceae, Suessiales, Symbiodiniaceae.